AUGAGAGUCACUGGCAAGAUAGACGACACGCCCAAUCGUAUGAUUGGGGAUGUGAACCUGUUUUUGUACCCGUCCGAGGACUGUAACGAUGGCGCAGGGGAACAAGGCAAACACGAGACUGGGGAGAUGGACGCGGUGGGCGAGUUGGAGAUAAUGAUUGCCCGGCCUGACGCACGAGGAAAAGGGCUAGCAAAAGAAGCCCUACAGGCGUUCAUCUGGUACAUAUCUACCUCGCUGCCAGCCAUCCUGGACGAGUACGCGAAGGGAGCCAACAACAAAGACAAGCCCAAGUCUCUGAGCUACCUCCGUGUCAGAAUCGACAAGGACAACAUCCCGAGCCUCAGUCUGUUCAAAACGUUGGGCUUCAGCCAAGUUAGCGAACCUAAUUACUUUGGGGAAGUGGAGCUACGGUCAGAGGUUGCAAGGCACGGGAUAGACAAAGCUUGUUUGUUGGCAAAAAGCGUCUCGUACGAAGACUGA
This is a messenger RNA of Alternaria metachromatica, 480 nucleotides long. RefSeq lists its product as uncharacterized. The transcript has 2 exons. Gene Ontology annotation, biological process: protein acetylation. The coding region runs from base 1 to 480 and encodes 159 amino acids. The record is from RefSeq and is a predicted model, not a curated record. Gene Ontology annotation, molecular function: N-acetyltransferase activity. Lineage: Eukaryota; Fungi; Ascomycota; Dothideomycetes; Pleosporales; Pleosporaceae.